Molecule: messenger RNA, 1712 nt
Organism: Bombus huntii
Lineage: Eukaryota; Metazoa; Arthropoda; Insecta; Hymenoptera; Apidae
Gene: Rnft2
Product: RING finger and transmembrane domain-containing protein 2
Exons: 5
Coding region: 381-1616 (411 amino acids)
Biological process (GO): positive regulation of ERAD pathway
Molecular function (GO): ubiquitin protein ligase activity
Source: RefSeq, a predicted model, not a curated record
AAGAAUAAUCUUAAAGAAAAUGGCGCAAUUCGAUAUCUUUCUACGUCAAAAAUUAUGAAUCAAACUUUUAAAAUUAUCUAUGAAAGUACAGUAAUAAAAAGUAUAAAAGUUAAUGUUUUGUAAUGAGUUUCAAAUUAAAUAUUCAAUUAUGAAAUGAAUUUGAUACAAAUUUCUAGUAUGUCGGUUCCUUUUUGUGGUUAUACGUCCUAAUAUUAGAUUUUUAGUAUACAAAAAUGCCUUUUCUUCUACUCUGCAGUUUAUCAAAUGUGUUAAUACUAAUCAUAUAAUUAUAUUUCUAAGGACUUAAGAUAAUUUAUUUUGACGUUAAUCGAUGCUUCCUAAAGAAAGCGUAAUGAAAAGGUUCUAUACUAAACACAACAAUGGAACAUUCUAGAAUAUUUUCAAAUAAUAUAUCUUCUACUAUAGAUGAAAUUAGGCCCCUUAUAGAAAAUCAACCAGGCAUUUCAUUAAGCACAUUAUUGAACAUUCAAAGAGUUCAAACUCCUACAGAGCCUGUACCUCUUUCAUCUGAUAAUUAUAUCAUUGAUGUUGAAGAUCAAUCAAUGAAUGAUGUUUCAGUUCAUGAUAAUCAUCAUCAUCAUCAAACAACUGCAACAGACAAUUUUUUAAAUAAUAUCCGUGAGGCUGCUAAUGAAGUUGUGGGUGAAAGCCAAAAUAAUAAUAGUAAUAAUGUUAUUAAUCAUAAUAACAAUAAUAAUAACAAUGAUAUAGAAGACGCUACAGCAGAGGCAGUACGAAUUAGUCCACGAACACGUGCAUUCUUUAAAGGACUUAAAAGAUAUAUUCCUUUUGUUCUUAUUCUUUUUGCCAAAGGCCUGUAUGAUCACAGAGCCAAUAUAUUAAACUUUAUAGUAUUAGUUGUUGUAUUUAAUUAUACUAAUAACGUUGUAAAACGUGAAAUUGCAAAACAAAACAAUAAAAGUUGGCUAUCACUCUUAGUUAUUACGUGUUAUAUUAUUGGAUGUAUAGUUUUUAUUCAUUUUGAAUAUGAUACAUAUCUAUUUUCUUCAUAUACACAAUCUCUUAGCAUUUGGGAAUUACUGUGGUCAGUUUUAAUAAAAGAUCUUGUUUUGAAAUUGAUUACUAUUAUUUUUAAAGUUUUUUUAACAUGUUUGCCUUCAAAACUUUUGGCUCUUCGAAAAAGGGGAAAAUAUUUUGUUAUGGUGGAGGCAUCAUCUCAACUUUCCCGAUGUGUUGCACCUAUUCAACCAUGGUUAUAUUAUUUUUUUGAAAGUUAUCAAGGUUCAGAAAAGAUCUUUGGAGUAUUACUUUCUUUAUUGUAUAUAGUAAGCAAAGGAACUGAUUUAUUUUCGUGUAUAAAAUUAUUUCAAACUGCUAUUUGGAAGCUAUUUCAAAAUGUGAAUUUAGGAGUAUCGCCAUCGAAAGAGCAAUUAAUAGCAUCCGGUGGAAUUUGUGCAAUUUGUCACGAUCAAUAUUCAAUGCCCGUGAGAUUGCAAUGUAAGCAUAUUUUUUGUGAAACAUGUGUUUUAACUUGGUUGAAUCAAGAAUAUUCGUGCCCAUUAUGUCGAGCAAUAAUCGCAGAUGAUCUUUUGUAUCGAGAUGGUCAUACAAGCCUUCUUGUUCAGCUGUAUUGACUUUCAUAUAUAGUAUAUGAAAUUGUAUUUUUUCACUACUAAUUGUACUCAAUAAGAAUUUGUAUUAAGCAUUUAAUAUAUAUAAAACGAAACUUU